AAUGUCGAAAAAGGUCAUCAUCAAGAUCACCAAAUAGAUGUAUCUGUCGAUACGGUCGGUAUGUCGCCUGUAUGUCUUCAUCUAAUUCGUGGAGAUGGCGAUCGCCGAGACGCCACCGUGGUAGAAUCCUUCUUUUUCUCGUCGCCUGUAUCUUGAUUUCGCUAUACAAACUUCAAGAUUCUGCUCCAUCCAGCAUUAUCAACAUCGGCACCCCUGCAAUCGGAUCGGGUUCACAGCCACUCAAUCAGACGGCCCUGGAUAUUGCGCCCGCUUAUGUCUCAGCUAUCAUGGAACCAAGACUAUCCAAUCUCUUCUCUAUGCUAGAAUGUCCCGAACCCGACAAAGAUCGCUACACAUACCUCUACACAUCGUCAGAACACAAGUUUUUCUUCGCUCUCAACCUUCGUAACAGCAUCUCUAUCUUACCCAGACUGCUCAGUUCCAUCAUUGAAGCAGUCGAAUUUCUUGGGCCGCACAAAUGUGUUCUCUCCAUUGUCGAGGGCCACUCUCACGACGGUACUUACGAAAUCCUCCACGCUCUCCGGAAAUCCCUUUCUCAUCUCGGCCUCGAAUACCACCUCGUCCGUAGCUCCAUCGACUCACACACUGGCGACCGCAUCGCCCAGCUCGCUGCACUACGCAACCUCGCGCUCACUCCUCUAUUAGAGAGGCCCGGCACGCUUGAUAGCACCACCGUCCUCUUCCUUAACGACAUCGCCUUCUGCGCCGAAGACAUCCUCGAGCUCACCCACCAACUCAUCUACCAACACGCAAGCAUGACCUGCGGCAUGGACUGGACCUUCGUCGGACCCACGCCAACCUUCUACGACGUCUGGAUCGCACGUGACAUGCGCGGCGAGACCUUCUUCCAUAUCCCCCUUGACGGCAGCUGGGAGUACGCCAACGAGCUCUUCCCGGCCAAUGCACGGGCACGCGAGGAUCUGGAGUCUGGCACGCCGUUUCAGGUGUUUAGCUGCUGGAACGGCGGAGUCGCGAUUCGCGGAGAUGUGUUGCGGCGUGUGCGAUUUCGAGGCCCGUCGCCGGGAGAGUGUGUGCAGGGCGAGCCGACGUUGUUCGCGAAGGAUCUGUGGGCUGCGGGACUGGGAAGGAUUGCGGUGGUGCCGAGUGUGAAUGUGGAGUAUAGCGAUUACUGGGCGCGUAAGGUGAAGGGGUCCAAGGGGUUUGUGAGUCGAUGGUUGAUGGUUGACGAGGGAGAGAGGAUCGUGUGGGAUGACCAACCUCCGGAAAAGGUGAGGUGUUGUCCUGGGUAUGAAAAUCAGGUUAUGCUGCCGUGGAAUGAUGGGCUGGGUGAGAAUGGAGCCUUGCUGGGUUAAUGUACCUAUUUGUGUAAUAUAUAACUCGAUAGAUCCUGUAGACUGGCUGAUGGAAAGCCGAAAACUAGAUGCUCUGUGACCU
Messenger RNA from Pseudovirgaria hyperparasitica, 1416 nucleotides. RefSeq lists its product as uncharacterized. NCBI's taxonomy places the organism in Eukaryota, Fungi, Ascomycota, Dothideomycetes, Acrospermales, Acrospermaceae. The transcript has a single exon. The record is from RefSeq and is a predicted model, not a curated record. The coding region runs from base 72 to 1334 and encodes 420 amino acids.